Bombina bombina (fire-bellied toad) is the source of this 1039-nucleotide messenger RNA. It is a transcript of the gene CDK2AP2, whose product is annotated as cyclin dependent kinase 2 associated protein 2. Gene Ontology annotation, cellular component: cytoplasm; microtubule; nucleus. Bases 570 to 944 code for a protein of 124 amino acids. Gene Ontology annotation, biological process: negative regulation of G1/S transition of mitotic cell cycle; regulation of microtubule cytoskeleton organization. Lineage: Eukaryota; Metazoa; Chordata; Amphibia; Anura; Bombinatoridae. The transcript has 4 exons. The record is from RefSeq and is a predicted model, not a curated record.
AGUGCAUCACCAUCACUUGUUAAUAAUUAAAUAUCUAAAUCCCGUCUUUACUCCGUGAUACUGUAAGGCGAAAGGUGUUCUACUAGGGAAUAAAGGUGAACUACCGUUAUCGUUAAUGGUAACCGCGCGUAAUUAUUUCCUAAAACUACUAGUAGUCCACGACAGUUCACGGGGCGUGACCUCAAUUGCUGCGUAAUGACGUUUUUGCGUGGGGCCGCAGAUGCCGGGUGAACUGAGGUUAAAGAAAAGUGGCGCUGUCGCCAUUAUCUCGUAUCCUGGGGACGCCAGCAGACUGCAAGGGCUAAAGUGAGGAAAAGUACGGAGUGUUGCAGAUAGUUUUAAGUCUCCUGGUGUAAAAUUUAAAGCAAUAAGAAGGAAGCUUUAGUGUAAAUAGCCAAGUCUGAGAAACUGUUAUAUUAGCUGAAGUUACGGACAUUCUCAUCAUAAACUGAUUGAGAGAAAAGGAAUCAGCUGAGAAAAACUCAGGGGUGUAAGAGUCUUCUGUACAAGUACGAGACGGCUUUCUAGAAAGCUGCUAAUACCUAGUUGAGAACCAUUCACACUAAAGGAUGUCAUAUAAACCUAUUGCCCCUGCUCCUUCAGGAAGCAACAGCGCCCCUGGCACUCCGGUCACCCCCGUGCCAGGAGCAGCAGUUUCAUCCCCUGCAGGUACUGUUAAUGUAUCAGCCUUUCGCCCCAUCUUCAGUGACUUUGGACCUCCAUCAAUGGGUUUCAUACAUGGAGUGAAGCCUGCAGUCUCACAGGCCGUUUCACAGGGGACAUAUAGUGACCUGCUGUCUGUUAUUGAAGAAAUGGGAAGAGAGAUCAGACCUACUUAUGCAGGAAGUAAAAGUGCAAUGGAGAGAUUAAAGAGAGGUAUAAUUCAUGCCCGGGCUCUUGUGAGAGAAUGUCUUGCAGAAACAGAACGUAAUGCACGCACGUGACACCUACUGGGGCUUUGUACUUUCAUUCUUAACACUUUGCAUUUUCCUUUCUUUUAUAUAUGUAUAUAUAAAUAAAGUUUUACUCUUGCUGACAA